AUGAACAACUACACUGCCGCAGUCCCAGACAGUGCGCUUGCCGAUCCACACGCGAAUACCAUUGCAUCCAUCCACGCACCAGCUGUCGCUGCAGGAAACCCCCGCAAUAUCAACGAUGUGCAAGCAGCUACUGAAGACGUUGAGUCCCGCAAGCGUCUCGGCAAUGUUCAUGGCAAUCGAGAGACUGAUGCCGAAAUGGGGGCCGCAAGAGUUCGACGUCAUGUCGUGCUUGGCGAAAACGCAGUGAGUAUGUACCCCAGUGCAGAAGCUCCUGCAUGGUUUGCUCCGGCAAUGCAAGUAGCACUUCAACCACUUCUUCACGCCGAGUCGCGAGGAAUUGCGCGCAUGAUCAAUUCAAACGUGUGUCAAGAUAAUGACAUGAUUGAAGCGCUGGUCGACAAUCACGGGACGAUUCCUGCAUUGCUCCCAGGUGGUUUGACGUUGGGGAUACUCAAAGCCUUGCCCCCUGCUACCGUCGACGCUUUGCUGUCUGCGUAUGAUCAAGUGGCCGUGGGUAACGAGGCCGCGCGGCGCCGCCAACUUUGUGUCUGGUUGGGCUUGAAGCAGGGAUUCUUUUAA
Molecule: messenger RNA, 579 nt
Organism: Aphanomyces astaci
Lineage: Eukaryota; Oomycota; Saprolegniomycetes; Saprolegniales; Verrucalvaceae
Exons: 2
Coding region: 1-579 (192 amino acids)
Source: RefSeq, a predicted model, not a curated record